Amoebophrya sp. A120 is the source of this 410-nucleotide messenger RNA. Lineage: Eukaryota; Dinophyceae; Syndiniales; Amoebophryaceae. The record is from the annotation of a GenBank genome assembly.
CGAAGACGAAAUCGAGUUUGUCGAUCGGAUAUCACAUGCAAAAAUGUCUGGGUCUGGAAGAUUAGGACUUGUCAUGCUAAAUCUGAAUGAUGCAAAAAUCUGUGUCGCGUGAGUGCCAAAAGCUGUCCGCUUUUGACCAAGUUGAGGGGGAGUUUCUCAUGCAGGACAGGCAUGGUAGAGACCUCAAAGAAUCUGUCAUGCUGGGUCUCGCAUUCCAGACCUCAUGGGUCCUGGAAAACCUACAUCACAAAUCUUGCACUCUUCCAGACCCAGACAUUUUUACAUUUGAUAUCGGAAUCAAAAGAAGAGGAGGAACGAAAUGCAGUUUCAGUGAGAACAACGUUGAGGUCGAGUGGAAGACACGAAGCUGCUCCAGUGAGAGUAAGGUUCGACAAGUUGUUGAUAAUUGA